Messenger RNA from Pangasianodon hypophthalmus (striped catfish), 2301 nucleotides. RefSeq lists its product as uncharacterized. The coding region runs from base 780 to 1991 and encodes 403 amino acids. The record is from RefSeq and is a predicted model, not a curated record. NCBI's taxonomy places the organism in Eukaryota, Metazoa, Chordata, Actinopteri, Siluriformes, Pangasiidae. The transcript has 2 exons.
UCGAAUUGUCACACAGCUGUGAGUUUCAUGUCUGGUGAAUGGCAGUAUUGUAACAAGUCAGAGGACGAGAGUUACAAAAUUCAACCAUCAGGUUUCACUAUUAACCGGCAAGACCAUGGCAAAAAAAAAUUAUAAAUCUGUUGAAAGUGCUUUAUGCUAUGCAAGAAAGCCAUGUACAAUGAGUUAUAUGGCCUAUUAUGCCAAAUUUAGUUACUAAAGGUUAUUGCAACUUCAACUCAAAAAUAUGUCAGUAUUUUACAGAGGGAAAGUAUUUAGAGUCGCUUACACAUCUGCUUAAGCUGAUUAUUAAAAUUACCUCUAUGCAGUUCAUGCCUCUGUUGUUGCAAGAUUCUUCUUGUUCUGUUACCACUUAAUAUGUUAGAGGUCUUGUUUCUUCUCUUCAAGUGAUCCCUUUAUUUAGCCGUGUCCCCUUUAAGAAUCUUCGGGUUCAGUAAGGUCCUAUGACAUGUGACCAUUAAUCAGGAAGUAGUCAAGCAUGGCACAGAGAGCAGUAUGUGUAAUGCAUUUAAGAUAAUCCUGUGACAUCUGCAUACAUCUUAUGCCCUUUGUAGCAUCGUGGUUUCACCUUUCCUUGCAAUGUCAAUAAACCUGUGGACAAGGAGUCAACUGUCUUCAGAGUCUUGAUGUUAGGGAAGAGUUUAUCUGGCUGUCAAGUUAUAUACAGAACAUAUACCGAGGACAGCACAGUGAAACCACGACUUUUCAACAGGCAAGAUAACGCAAUGUCAGCUGACAGGUGCCAAUAAAAGCAUUGUCACAUGCAACCAGUGGACAACUAUCUGAUUAUCAGUGUAUGGAGAGAUACACCACCAGACUGUGCCAUGGCAACAGAAACAUCUUCAUUAAAGACAUGCUCUCGUGUUUCAUGUUCUUCAGUAUGGUCAAGAGCAUCAUCAACUGGGUCAGCAGCAGCUAAGGUGAGAGGGAGAGCAGAAGCAGCAAAAGCACGGCUUGCCUUUGCUGAGGAAGAAGUUAACCUUAAGCUACAAAAGACCAAGCUGGAGGCAUCUAUGGAAAUGCUUGAGCAUAAGAAAGAGAUAGCUGCAGCAAUAGCAGAAGCGGAGGUGCUUGAAGCCGCUAUUGAUGAAAAUACAGAGAAACACAGUUGCAGACUAAGUUUAAAUUCCGCUCCCUUAGAAGCCGCACAACGCACUGAACAAUAUGUUAUUGAACAUACCAAAGUACAAGAAACAGAACUACUGCUAUGUGAUGAUAUUCCCCCCAAAAUAGAACCAAGCCCAAGCUAUAGCAUUUCAGCUUCACAUCUCAAUCCUGAAGCCAAAUCCUUCCUUUCACACCAAACAAAUGCUGGCUUCCAAACACCUCAUGUUACUUCAAAUCAGCCAUGCAUCUAUAAAAAUGAAUAUGCUCGUGAGUCAUGUGAAGUUAGGUUUGAGAGCAGCCAUGCUACUCCUGUGCAACACUUCAGACCACAAAAUAACAGUGGUCAUCCUACUCCUCUAUCAUAUCCCAUAACCCCAAACUCAAAUGUUAGCGGCUCAAACAUAAAUGACUUUGUGAGAUAUCUAGCUCGUCGUGAGCUUGUGGCAACAGGCUUACUCCAGUUUAAUGACAAACCUCAGAACUACCGAGCCUGGAAAUGUCCUUUUCAGACUGCAACUACUGAUUUAAACCUGUCACCAAGCGAGGAGAUGGAACUCUUGCUGAAGUGGCUCAGCAAGGAGUCAGCAGAGCAUGUCGAACAGAUAAGGGCAAUACAUAUCAACAAUCCACAAGCAGGACUGGUGAUGGCAUGGGACAGACUUGAACAAUCUUAUGGCUCAACCGAAGUGAUAGAAGAUGCAUUGUUCAAACGAAUUGACACUUUUCCAAAAAUAGCUAACAGAGAUUAUCCUAAACUGACAAAGUUGAGUGAUCUACUAAUGGAGCUUCAGUCUGCUAAGUCCGAAGGAGACUUGCCAGGCCUUGCUUUUCUAGAUACGGCAAGAGGUGUCAAUCCUAUUGUAUAGAAGCUACCAUUUCGUUUGUAAGAAAAGUGGGUGUCUAUGGGUGCAGCCUACAAGCAACAAAACGGUGUUCCCUAUCCUCCCUUUGCCUACUUCGUAGACUUUGUUAGACAGGAGGCUAGAAUUGGAAAUGAUCCAAGCUUUUGAGAAGGCAGCUUGGAAGCCCAGCAAACAACGAGAAAUCUCUGUACACAAGACAGCAGUAUCUUGGAGAGUUCCCAUUGACACUGGCGAGCCCCUCAAAAAAUCUUAUGACUGUGAUAAAUUCUGUCCCAUUCAUAGAAAACCACACCCUCUGCGUAAAUGCCGUGUG